UUAACCAGGCAGCAUGGCUAGGCAGUGCCUCCUUGAGCACAUGCAGAGGAGAAGGCCGCUGCUCUUGGGAGGGGCAGCGGCUCCCUCUGAGGCAGCCCAACAGACCUGCACUGUCUUCCCCAGGGGAAGACAGACACCCCCCUCCCCCUGCCCCCCAGCCUGAUUGUCUCCUCACAGCUCCACCUCCAGAAGGUAUCUGGGUGUAUGCAUCUUUGCCUUCUCUUUCUUUUUUAAGCUAUAAAGCCUUCUUGCCUCUGUUCCUUUAUCACAGAAGCAACAAUCUCUUAGUCCAUGUGACUCUUGGACCUUUCUGCCAUGCUUUCUGAUUCCCUGCAGGCUUUGCUGGUACCUCUGUCCGGAAGAAGGAGGUGCAGGGCAGAAACAAUCUCUCUGGUGUUCAAAUAGGAAAACAAUGCUCAGAAAAUAGUGGCCACUUAAAUAGGUUUCAGUGCCCAUCAGAGUCAGAUUUGGAAUUGGAAAAAAAUAUCACCUCCUUUCCUAAUCUACCCUUCCCUCUACGGCCAACCUCUUACCAAGGCCACAUUCCAAAGUAAAGGGUGAAUAAAUUAAGAAACUUGCCCCCAACCGUCCCCUGCGAAUCUUCCCCACCCGUGCAGAUCUGAGAUGUAGAGCAACAAGAAAGCAACAUGGGUAACACGCCUUCUGGCAGGAUUCUGGGGACCACAGGACUGGUCCUAUCCAUUCCCUGAUAUAGACGUGUCACCUCUUGGUGUGGUGGUUUACCUCAAGGGACCUUGGGGCUAUACAUACAUGGAUGGGAGAGACGUGAGAAUGUGUCGGGUGGCCAGGGUGGCCACCCAGCCCCUGUAGGUCCCCUUACCUUUCUUUUUCUUCUUUCUUUUUUUUUGUUCCCCUUACCUUUCUUGUUGCCAGCCAGGUGGACCAUUUCUUGCCAUUUUGACCAUCCAUAAAAUAUCUAACUGUGAUUAAGUUGACAGAAUUUUGGCUGAGAUGUCUGGUUUUUUCAGCUGUCAGUGGUCCCUCUCACUUUCCCUCCACAAGUUCUCUGGUCUGCCCAAAGUCCAUACUGUCUUGGGCUUCCUCCUGUUGCUUUUUCCUGGGGCCUCCAAAGUUUAGAAUCCUACAACAUCCUCCUGUGUAUUCAGCAGAUCCUUUAACCUUAAUUCCAUGCUUCUAGAUGUCAUUGUUUAGCACUUUGAGUACCAGACAUUGUGCUUGAUCCAGAAGUGAUGGCGAGAUCUCUGAGCCAGUAAACCCUUCCUUUUUUCAGAACUUCCCUCCUUUUUCACAGGCAGAGGAGUCAACUUUCUCUCCCCAAAGAAUGGAGAGUGGAAGAGAAAGCUUAAUGUUGGUGGAAAGGAACCAGGGGCAUGCCUGAGCCUCUUUAACUUUCUUCAAGGUCCUCUAAAGCAGGAGUCAGCAAACUUUCUUUAAGGAUCAGAGAGUACACAUUCCAGCCUUUGCAGGCCAUAUGGUUUCCCUUGCAGCUCCUUAACUCUGCCAUUAUAGCAUGAAAGCAGUAAUAGAUAAUACAGAAACAAGUGAGUAUGGCUAUGUUCCAAUAAAACUUUGUUUUUAAAAACAGGCAGUGGGUGGGUUUGGUCUUCAGGCUACAUUUUGGCCACCCCUGCUCUAGACCAAUGGGGAGAUCACAGAACCAGAAUGGUUCCAAGAGCUGGUCUAAGAGUUGCCCUCAUUUUACAAAAGGCAAUGAGGUCUGCAGAGGUGAAAUAUAUGCUCAAGGUGACACCAGCUGUUAGAACCCAGAUGAAGUAAAUGAAAUAGGAAAAGAGCGUUCAGAGAACCAACUAGUUGGUUGGCAUCACCUGACCUUUUUUUUUUUUUACAUAAAAUCUCAAAUAUCUGUUUGAAAUAUGUUUUCUAAAAUAGAGAAAAUAGUAUAGUAAAUCCCUAUGUACCUAUCACCUGGCUUGAACAAUGAACAGCUCAUGGACAAUCUUACUUUGUGUGUAUCUUUCCCCUUUGGCCUCUUUGGAAGCAAAUCCAUGAAAUCAUAGCAUUUCAACCUUAGCCUAAGUGGCUGUCAGAGCAGAGUGCUAUUCUGAGGGCUUCCUGAAACACCAAGAUAGACCCAGGCCCUGCUUUGCAGAUGAGGUUUAGGCUAUUGCCUCCUUCAGCUUUCAGACACCAUAAUUUUCAAAAUUUGGCCUCAGCUACUGCUGCCACUCCCCGGCUUGCUAAGCUUCUGGAUUCUUUUGAGGGAAUUUGGGCUGCUAACAAUCCUUGAAAAGUACUCCUGAAGCUGGGUGGAUGCCUUAGGUUUUGGCAAAUUAAAGUGCCACUUGGCCAAAUUCAAAGCCUUUGUAAAUCAUGUUCUGCCCCAAGGGUCUUGCUAUCCCUAUAUGGAUGAUCUGGGUAGGGGUGUUUGACAUGGAUGGUGAUGUCCCUUUGUGACGUCAGACCAUUGCUGCCAGGGCCACCUUCCCUUUUUUGCCCUUUCCUGGUUAAAAACCCACUGAGAAGGGAAUGGAGGAGCAGGAGUUGAAGCUGCCCCAUUUUGCUCUGGCUCUGCUUCUAAGGGACCUGUCCCCUCUUGUCUCAGAUCUCAGAGGGCAGAGGCAUCUCUAUCAGAGCACUCUGCAAAGCCCCCUUCCAAACAUUCCCAUUUUAUAUUAACCACAGUCAUACCAAAUGAGUAGAGCAGGUUUGUCCUAAUUUCCCCCAGUAAUAAAAUGGCCCAAGGUUCACAGCUGACACGUGGUAGACUUGGGGCUAAGCCCAAGUGUUAGGACUCAAAUCCCAUGUUCUUGCCAUAGGCCAGCAGUUCUGAAUGUGAUCCCAGACCAGCAACCUCAGUAUUAUCUGGAAACUUGUUAAACAUGCAGAUCUUGGGCCCUAUUCCAGACCUAAUGACUAAGAAACUCUGGGAGGGUGGCUCCCAGUAAUGUUUUAACUAGCUCUUCAGGAGAUCAUCGGAAUCACAUCUAGAAUUAUAACACAAACAACAAACAGCCCCCCACUGCCAGCUGCACCCCAAGUGCACUGCCAACCUCUGACCAAGGCCUCCUUCCAAGGGAUUGAGACCUUGAGGCCCUUGCUGUCACUGCCGCUGCCCCAACAUGCAGAUCCAGUCUGAUUCCCACCUGACCCCAAACCCUGCUCCUCAGUGCCAGAAGAGGAAGAGGAAUGAGCCUGGCCAGAGCCCAGGUGUAGUAGUUUGGAAGCAGAAUCCCAUCUGGCUUUCAAACGAGCACAGAACAGCAGCUUCAGACUUUCACUGCUGGAACAGCUCAAUUCUUGGGCAUAGUGUCCAAGUUGGGUACUUUACAUCUUUGACUCCAGCUCUGGAGAGUAAACCUGGUUUGCUUAUGUUCAAGAGGUCUUCCCUGUCCUGGCUCCAGAUUCUUCACCAGGUUUACUUUGUAAGCCAUUAAAUGAGGUGGCUGUGCCCCAGCUUAGCAAUGAUCUUACGCUCUGCUGGCCGGGAGUGCAGGCCAAUUUGCAAAGGCAUGUGGGAGGUAUUUACCUGCAAUGGGUGGGACCUAGAGGGAACUUCAAGUUCAUUUCCUUGGAUGGACAUUAAGCUGAGGCCUGUACUAUUUCCCAAGAAGCCCCACUCUCUCUUCCUGCCUCAGCUUCAGAUGACGAGUCUGUGGGUUGGAUUUACUGGGGGAGUGGUUUCGGCAGGGUUCCAGCCUUGGUCUGGUCGGCCCACCGGUUGACUGGAGCGUGCAGCGCUGGAGGCCCUGGGCUGCGUGGGGCGGGAACCAUGUCGCCUCGGUCCCGGGUCCGCCCAUCCGGCAGGGGGCGCGCGGCGCCCGGGCCGCUCGCUCCUGCCCUUCUGCCCUGUCCCUGCCGGGCUCCGGAGUCGCGGGGGCGGGCGGGAGCGAGAUGGCGGCCGCCAGGAGACUCAUGGCGCUGGCCGCCGGCGUCUCUCCGCGCCUGCGGCCGCUGGCUCCCUACACCCCCGGGCGACAGGGACGCCCGCGCGGCCUCUCGACAGGCUGCAUCCGCCCCGACCGCACGAAGGCGGCCGCUGAGGCGGGGGCGGCCCCCGACGGGCCUGAGGAAGGCGACGGAAGCAUGGUGAACGCUUCUAGGGACCUAUUAAAAGAGUUUCCACAGCCCAAAAAUCUUCUCAACAGUGUGAUUGGAAGAGCCCUUGGCAUCUCACAUGCAAAAGACAAAUUGGUCUACGUGCACACAAAUGGACCAAAGAAAAAGAAAGUCACCCUCCACAUAAAGUGGCCCAAGAGUGUGGAGGUAGAAGGCUAUGGCAGCAAGAAGAUCGACGCUGAGAGGCAGGCUGCGGCUGCGGCCUGCCAGCUGUUCAAGGGCUGGGGUCUGCUGGGUCCCCGGAAUGAGCUGUUUGAUGCAGCCAAAUACCGCGUGCUAGCCGAUCGCCUUGGCUCUCCGGCUGACAGCUGGUGGCGCCCAGAACCCACCAUGCCACCUACUUCCUGGCGGCAGCUGAAUCCUGAGAGCAUCCGGCCAGGGGGACCUGGGGGCUUAUCCCGCUCCUUGGGCCGGGAGGAAGAGGAGGAUGAGGAGGAAGAGCUAGAAGAGGGGACCAUUGAUGUCACUGAAUUUCUGUCUAUGGCCCAGCAGGACUCCCACACCCCACUCAGGGAUUCGAGGGGGGGUUCCUUUGAAAUGACAGAUGACGACAGUGCUAUUAGGGCUCUGACCCAGUUUCCGCUUCCCAAGAACCUUCUGGCCAAGGUGAUUCAGAUAGCGACAUCGUCCUCCACAGCCAAGAACCUCAUGCAGUUCCAUACUGUGGGCACCAAGACCAAGCUGUCCACCCUCACCCUACUCUGGCCCUGUCCCAUGACCUUUGUCGCCAAAGGGCGUCGCAAAGCAGAGGCAGAGAAUAAGGCGGCAGCCCUGGCUUGUAAGAAACUGAAGAGCCUGGGCCUGGUGGACCGGAACAACGAGCCGCUCACCCACGCCAUGUAUAACCUGGCCUCCUUGCGCGAGCUGGGUGAGACCCAGCGCCGGCCGUGUACCAUCCAGGUGCCUGAACCCAUCCUCCGCAAGAUAGAGACCUUCCUAAACCACUACCCCAUGGACAGUUCAUGGAUCUCCCCAGAGCUCCGGCUGCAGAGUGAUGACAUCUUGCCCUUGGGCAAGGACUCGGGGCCGCUGGGUGACCCUAUCACAGGCAAGCCCUACAUGCCCCUGUCAGAAACAGAGGAGCUGCGUCUGAGCCAGAGCCUGCUGGAGCUGUGGCGGCGGCGAGGGCCGGUCUGGCAGGAGGCCCCCCAGCUCCCUGUGGACCCUCAUCGGGACACCAUCCUCAGUGCCAUCGAGCAGCACCCGGUGGUGGUCAUCGCCGGGGACACGGGCUGUGGGAAGACCACGCGCAUCCCCCAGCUGCUGCUGGAGCGCUACGUGACCGAGGGCCGAGGUGCUCGCUGCAACGUGAUCAUCACUCAGCCGCGCCGCAUCUCGGCUGUGUCCGUGGCACAGCGGGUCAGCCACGAACUGGGCCCCUCCCUGCGCCGGAACGUGGGCUUCCAGGUGCGGUUGGAAAGCAAGCCUCCAGCCCGAGGUGGGGCUCUGCUGUUCUGUACCGUGGGCAUCCUGCUACGGAAGCUGCAGAGCAACCCCAGCCUGGAGGGCGUGAGCCAUGUAAUCGUGGACGAGGUGCACGAGCGGGACGUGAACACGGACUUCCUGCUGAUUCUGCUCAAGGGCCUGCAGCGGCUCAACCCGGCCCUGCGGCUGGUGCUCAUGAGUGCCACAGGUGAUAACGAGCGCUUCUCCCGCUACUUUGGUGGCUGCCCUGUCAUCAAGGUGCCCGGCUUCAUGUACCCUGUCAAGGAGCACUACCUGGAGGAUAUCCUGGCCAAGCUGGGCAAGCACCAGUACCCACACCGGCAUCGGCACCACGAGUCUGAGGAUGAAUGCGCUCUCGAUUUGGACCUCGUGACUGAUCUGGUUCUGCACAUUGAUGCCCGCGGGGAACCAGGUGGGAUCCUCUGCUUCCUGCCUGGGUGGCAGGAGAUCAAAGGAGUGCAGCAACGCCUCCAGGAGGCCCUGGGCAUGCAUGAGAGCAAGUACCUCAUCCUGCCAGUGCACUCCAACAUCCCCAUGAUGGACCAGAAGGCCAUAUUCCAGCAGCCUCCCGUUGGCGUGCGCAAGAUUGUCUUGGCCACCAACAUUGCUGAGACCUCCAUCACAAUCAAUGACAUUGUGCACGUGGUGGACAGCGGUCUGCACAAGGAGGAACGCUACGACCUGAAGACCAAGGUGGCACCCAUCUCCUGGCCCUGCCCCAGCCCAGAUCUACCCUGGGCCUGUGUGUCUGGAGAAGGCCACACCUGUGGGAUCUCCCUGUCCCUGCUGUGGGGGGCAGUUGAGGAGCUGAGUGAGGUGUCCUGCCUGGAGACCGUGUGGGUGUCACGAGCCAACGUGAUCCAGCGCCGGGGCCGGGCGGGCCGCUGCCAGUCAGGCUUUGCCUACCACCUGUUCCCGCGGAGCCGGCUGGAGAAGAUGGCCCCUUUCCAGGUGCCGGAGAUCCUGCGCACGCCCCUUGAGAACCUGGUGCUGCAAGCCAAGAUCCACAUGCCAGAGAAGACGGCAGUGGAGUUUCUCUCCAAGGCCGUGGACAGUCCAAACAUCAAGGCGGUGGACGAGGCCGUGAUCUUGCUCCAGGAGAUCGGGGUGCUGGACCAGCGGGAGUACCUGACCACUCUGGGGCAGCGCCUGGCCCACAUCUCCACUGACCCACGGCUGGCCAAGGCCAUAGUGUUGGCUGCCAUCUUCCGUUGCCUGCACCCGCUGCUAGUGGUCGUUUCCUGCCUCACCCGGGACCCCUUCAGCAGCAGCCUGCAGAACCGGGCGGAGGUGGACAAGGUGAAGGCACUGUUGAGCCACGACAGUGGCAGCGACCACCUGGCGUUCGUGCGGGCUGUGUCUGGCUGGGAGGAGGUGCUGCGCUGGCAGGACCGCAGCUCUCGUGAGAACUACCUGGAGGAAAACCUGCUCUAUGCGCCCAGCCUGCGCUUCAUCCACGGACUCAUCAAGCAGUUCUCAGAGAACAUUUAUGAGGCUUUCCUGGUGGGGAAGCCCUCGGACUGCACCCUGGCCUCUGCCCAGUGCAACGAGUACAGUGAGGAGGAAGAGCUGGUGAAGGGUGUGCUGAUGGCGGGUCUCUACCCCAACCUCAUCCAGGUGAGGCAGGGCAAGGUGACCCGGCAGGGCAAGUUCAAGCCCAACAGUGUCACGUAUAGGACCAAAUCCGGCAACAUCUUGCUGCACAAGUCGACCAUUAACAGGGAGGCCACACGGCUACGGAGCCGAUGGCUGACGUAUUUCAUGGCUGUUAAGUCCAACGGCAGCGUCUUUGUCCGGGACUCCUCCCAGGUGCACCCACUAGCUGUGCUGCUACUCACCGACGGGGACGUCCACAUCCGUGAUGAUGGGCGCCGGGCCACCAUCUCCCUUAGUGACAGCGACCUGCUGCGGCUGGAGGGCGACUCACGCACUGUGCGGCUGCUGCGGGAGCUGCGCCGGGCCCUGGGCCGCAUGGUGGAGCGGAGCCUGCGCAGCGAGUUGGCUGCACUGCCGCCCUGCGUGCAGGAGGAGCACGGGCAGCUGCUUGCGCUGCUGGCGGAGCUGCUGCGCGGGCCCUGUGGCAGCUUUGAUGUGCGCAAGACAGCUGACGACUAAGCCCCGUCUCCGCUGGGGCCAUGUACAGAGUGCAAAUGUUUAUUUAAAAUAAAGUUCUAUUUAUCCCUUGUGA
Messenger RNA from Aethalodelphis obliquidens (Pacific white-sided dolphin), 7693 nucleotides. It is a transcript of the gene DHX30, whose product is annotated as DExH-box helicase 30. NCBI's taxonomy places the organism in Eukaryota, Metazoa, Chordata, Mammalia, Artiodactyla, Delphinidae. Gene Ontology annotation, cellular component: intracellular anatomical structure; nucleus; cytoplasm. Bases 3835 to 7620 code for a protein of 1261 amino acids. The record is from RefSeq and is a predicted model, not a curated record. Gene Ontology annotation, molecular function: G-quadruplex RNA binding; DNA helicase activity; ATP binding. The transcript has 19 exons.